This is a messenger RNA of Procambarus clarkii (red swamp crayfish), 384 nucleotides long. The record is from RefSeq and is a predicted model, not a curated record. NCBI's taxonomy places the organism in Eukaryota, Metazoa, Arthropoda, Malacostraca, Decapoda, Cambaridae.
AUGGACCGUGGGAACCAUGGACUGUGGGAGCCAUGGACCGUGGGAGCCAUGGACCGUGGGAACCAUGGACCGUGGGAACCAUGGACCGUGGGAACCAUGGACCGUGGGAACCAUGGACCGUGGGAACCAUGGACCGUGGGAGCCAUGGACCGUGGGAACCAUGGACCGUGGGAACCAUGGACCGUGGGAACCAUGGACCGUGGGAACCAUGGACCGUGGGAACCAUGGACCGUGGGAACCAUGGACAGUGGGAACCAUGGACAGUGGGAACCAUGGACAGUGGGAACCAUGGACAGUGGGAACCAUGGACCGUGGGAACCAUGGACAGUGGGAACCAUGGACAGUGGGAACCAUGGACAGGGUCCACUCGUGGAUAAGUCUUGA